This is a messenger RNA of Trichoplax adhaerens, 2466 nucleotides long. RefSeq lists its product as uncharacterized. Bases 1 to 2466 code for a protein of 821 amino acids. The transcript is spliced from 8 exons. Lineage: Eukaryota; Metazoa; Placozoa; Uniplacotomia; Trichoplacea; Trichoplacidae. Gene Ontology annotation, cellular component: nucleus. The record is from RefSeq and is a predicted model, not a curated record.
AUGGCUAUCGAUAAUCCAAAAGUACACGAGGAUGACGAUGACGACAGUGCCAUGUAUGAAGGCAAGAAUAUACACACAUCACCGACAGAUGGUAAAUUAUUAUGUAGUUAUUCGCAAAAGUUAUGCAAGCAACGAAGAUUGAAUGGUUUCGCUUUCUGUAUUCGUCAUGUUUUGGAAGAUAAAAGUUGCCCCUUUAAGCAAUGUUCUUAUAUGGCUAAGUAUAAUGGUCAACAAUGUACCAAUCCUAUACCCGAGAAUGAAGAUAGAAUAUAUUGCAAUAGCCAUUUACAAGUAUUAGGAGUAAAGCCCAAGAAAUCUAGGAAAAGAAAAGGUGAUGAAGUAUUAUCAGAGUCAGAAUCGGAAUCGCUAUCAUCAGUGGAAAUAAAGCCACAGUAUAAAAACGUCAAGACGAAAUUGAAAAAAUCAGAUGCGAAAGCAGAAAAGCAUCGCAAACAUCGUCGUCAUCGGUCGCCGCAGCAUCAUCAUCGUAAAAAUGAAAAAGGAAUAAAGCAUGAAAAAGCAAUAAAGCAUGGGAAAGGAUUAAAAGCAGAAAAGAAGAAAAAGCUGAAAGGGUUACCGAAAUCUACAAUUAAGGAAUCAAAAAAGAAAUUAAAGACGAAAUCCGAGAAAAAUGUUUUGGUACGACGUCCUGUUGUACAAAAUGUAAAAAAGAAGAAAGUAAAGGCGAAGAAACGAAUUGCCAUUAAUGUCAAGUACCCUAGUGUCAAAGCAAUGCGAGAAAUGAGGCGAAAUCAAAAGAAAUUUAUGCGUAAUAUCCUGUUAUCAGUCGACAAUGAAUACUUGUCUUCCUCUGGCACUGACGAACCUGAUGCUGGAGAUAUUGAAUACAAUCGUUAUUGGCAAAAGUCUUGCUUAGAUCCUUAUUGGGAUACGGAUGACGCAAGUGCAAAUGAUAGCCAAUUAGAUUAUGAAAGUAUCCGUACUAGAAGAAAAACUUGUUUACGUGAUAAGCUAAGGCGAGAAGUCUACCAGAUCGCUCGAUUCACUAGCCAAAAUACUAGGCAGUCUAAAGCCUUGGAUCGCUACCUAAAGUUCUUGUUGAAAACAACUAAACAAAGUCCAUAUUUAGCUGCCAGAAUAUUAUGCGAAAAGGACCAUGCAAAAAGGCUUACUAAGCGUCAAUCAGUUAUCAUCACCUGUUGUUACAUUGAUGAUGAAGAAACUAGAUGUUCAAAGAAUGCAUUACCAUAUUCAAAAUAUUGUGAUCUGCGUAUCUUUUCAGCAAUUGUAAUAAGCGGUAGCAGUAACAAUAAAAUUGAUUUAUUAACCAUUUUAUCUACUAUGCAAUUGCAAAUCGGUCUACACAUAGAUAUUUCAUACGAUAAAGAGCAGGUCCUUUUUGCCUCGUGUACUGCAAAAUUCCCUGGUGGUAUUUCUUGCGCCAAGACUACUCUCGAUUUUUUAAAUGAUAAACCGUUAUGUGAAGAACAUUCAAAAAAGAAGAUAUUGAAUAAUGGUCCAAGAUCAGCAAUGAACCAAGAUGCCAGAGGUAUCAAACGAAAAUUGAAAGUAAAAGAGCAAUCGAAGAAGUCAUCGAAAAUGUCUAAUAAACUUGCUAAAAAAUCGGCUAAAUUAUCCUCGGAAAGAGAAUCCCCCCCUUACAUGCUGUCCCGACUGUCUGAUAGUGGAAGUGAUUUGAUUUCACAGAGAACUCCUACACCUCAUUCUUUUAAUCGUUUAUCGCCUGUUUUACCCGAAUUUUUAUCCAACAUGAACAUACCUGGAGAGUUUCAUUCUCUGGAUACAGAUAUGCUUUUCGAUAUAGCUAGCGAUAUCGCUAGUGGGAAAAAUGGUGAAAUAGAUGAUGUAACUGCUGAAGAGGUGGCUGCUGUAUUAGCUGAAGUUGCUAUGGAAGGUAAUAAUAAUAAUAAUAGUGGAGCUCGUAUCUUACCUCCUGAUGUUGAAACGCCAACUGAUCGUGAAGAUAGUGGCAGUGAAGAUGAUAUGACUUCUGUCGGUACAUCACCUCAAAUUGCAGAUCCAUCGCCAUUGCAUAAUACUCAAUAUAAUAUAACGCAUCCACCAAGAAAUUUGUCUCCAGAAAUCACGUCCAGUUCUGUAAUGAAAUUAGGGGCGAUAGACCCGUUGAUGUCUGAGACAAUUCGACCUCACCAUGGAAUAUGGUCAAAUACGAUCGCUAGUGCUCGUGGUAAGGAUGUAUCGCCCAACUUUAUUCGUGGAUCAUCUGUAUCGCCUGGAAAUGUAGUCCAUAGUGGAUUAAAUCAGACUUUUUCGUUUGAAAGCUCUGUUAUACAACAGUCACCGAAUUUAAAUGACAAUGAUAAUACAUCAGUUUGCGAUAUAACACCAUCUGCAUUUGCUCCUCCUCAUCAAAUGUUUAAAUCGACCAAUUUUACUUCCGAUAAUUAUUCAAAGAAUACCUUAAACCCAAAGCAUCGACAACAUUCAUAUACGUCACCCAACACUAAAAAUAAUAGAUCAUAG